This is a messenger RNA of Pan troglodytes (chimpanzee), 3412 nucleotides long. It is a transcript of the gene GPRC5B, whose product is annotated as G protein-coupled receptor class C group 5 member B. The transcript has 4 exons. Gene Ontology annotation, biological process: G protein-coupled receptor signaling pathway. The record is from RefSeq and is a predicted model, not a curated record. Gene Ontology annotation, cellular component: signaling receptor complex; plasma membrane; extracellular exosome. Gene Ontology annotation, molecular function: G protein-coupled receptor activity; protein kinase activator activity; protein kinase binding. The coding region runs from base 276 to 1880 and encodes 534 amino acids. NCBI's taxonomy places the organism in Eukaryota, Metazoa, Chordata, Mammalia, Primates, Hominidae.
AGGUCACCCAGGGAACCAGCCCUAUAUGGGGUGCCGGAGCGCAGCUCCCAGGCCUGGUCGAAGCAAUGCCGACCUCGGAGAGGCCUGAGGACUAGGACGGGGUGAGGGGGACUCAGAGACGGCUGCCCCGGACCCCUCCUUCAAGCAGGUCCCACGGCCGCCCAGCGGACACGCGUCCGGGCUGUGCCCUGACCGUCUGCGGAGCGCACGGCCAGUGGCCCGGGCCGCUGAGUGUGUGAGCCCUGAAGGGCAGUGGACGUGUGCGUACGUGGGUGAUGUGUGCGGUAGGGGUGGUGGCGAUCCUGCGUAGGGACCCACGUGAGGGGUGCACCGACUGGACGUGUGUGUUUCGAGGGGCCAAGGAAGCGGGUGUUGGUCCCAGUGUGCGCAAACGGACAACGACAUCUGGGAGGUGGGCAGUGAGGAGAGAGAAGAGUGUGUCCAGGAGGAACCUGCCUGGAGGAGGCCUAGCGGUGUGUGUGCGCCUAGGUGUAUACCGGGGCGUUGGUGACUUCGAGAGGCACCGGGCGGGAUCGAUCCUCUCUGCGUCCUGGACCUGGUGCUGGUGUGUUUCGGGGAAGUUACUGCUUAUGAACCCACCUUGGAGCGUGGCCUGGGGGCAGGAAGGCUUCUGCGCUGGGACCCCUGGGUCGCGAUACCUCCCUCGAAUGUUCGUGGCAUCAGAGAGAAAGAUGAGAGCUCACCAGGUGCUCACCUUCCUCCUGCUCUUCGUGAUCACCUCGGUGGCCUCUGAAAACGCCAGCACGUCCCGAGGCUGUGGGCUGGACCUCCUCCCUCAGUACGUGUCCCUGUGCGACCUGGACGCCAUCUGGGGCAUUGUGGUGGAGGCGGUGGCCGGGGCGGGCGCCCUGAUCACACUGCUCCUGAUGCUCAUCCUCCUGGUGCGGCUGCCCUUCAUCAAGGAGAAGGAGAAGAAGAGCCCCGUGGGCCUCCACUUUCUGUUCCUCCUGGGGACCCUGGGCCUCUUCGGGCUGACGUUCGCCUUCAUCAUCCAGGAGGACGAGACCAUCUGCUCCGUCCGCCGCUUCCUCUGGGGCGUCCUCUUUGCGCUCUGCUUCUCCUGCCUGCUGAGCCAGGCAUGGCGCGUGCGGAGGCUGGUGCGGCAUGGCACGGGCCCCGCGGGCUGGCAGCUGGUGGGCCUGGCGCUGUGCCUGAUGCUGGUGCAAGUCAUCAUCGCUGUGGAGUGGCUGGUGCUCACCGUGCUGCGUGACACGAGGCCAGCCUGCGCCUACGAGCCCAUGGACUUUGUGAUGGCCCUCAUCUACGACAUGGUACUGCUUGUGGUCACCCUGGGGCUGGCCCUCUUCACUCUGUGCGGCAAGUUCAAGAGGUGGAAGCUGAACGGGGCCUUCCUCCUCAUCACAGCCUUCCUCUCUGUGCUCAUCUGGGUGGCCUGGAUGACCAUGUACCUCUUCGGCAAUGUCAAGCUGCAGCAGGGGGAUGCCUGGAACGACCCCACCUUGGCCAUCACGCUGGCGGCCAGCGGCUGGGUCUUCGUCAUCUUCCACGCCAUCCCUGAGAUCCACUGCACCCUUCUGCCAGCCCUGCAGGAGAACACGCCCAACUACUUCGACACGUCGCCGCCCAGGAUGCGGGAGACGGCCUUCGAGGAGGACGUGCAGCUGCCGCGGGCCUAUAUGGAGAACAAGGCCUUCUCCAUGGAUGAACACAAUGCAGCUCUCCGAACAGCAGGAUUUCCCAACGGCAGCUUGGGAAAAAGACCCAGUGGCAGCUUGGGGAAAAGACCCAGCGCUCCGUUUAGAAGCAACGUGUAUCAGCCAACUGAGAUGGCCGUCGUGCUCAACGGUGGGACCAUCCCAACUGCUCCGCCAAGUCACACAGGAAGACACCUUUGGUGAAAGACUUUAAGUUCCAGAGAAUCAGAAUUUCUCUUACCGAUUUCCCUCCCUGGCUGUGUCUUUCUUGAGGGAGAAAUCGGUAACAGUAGCCGAACCAGGUCGCCUCACAGCCAGGAAAUUUGGAAAUCCUAGCCAAGGGGAUUUCGUGUAAAUGUGAACACUGACGAACUGAAAAGCUAACACCGACUGCCCGCCCCUCCCCUGCCACACACACAGACACGUAAUACCAGACCAACCUCAAUCCCCGCAAACUAAAGCAAAGCUAAUUGCAAAUAGUAUUAGGCUCACUCGAAAAUGUGGCUGGGAAGACUGUUUCAUCCUCUGGGGGUAGAACAGAACCAAAUUCACAGCUGGUGGGCCAGACUGGUGUUGGUUGGAGGUGGGGGGCUCCCACUCUUAUCACCCCUCCCCAGCAAGUGCUGGACCCCAGGUAGCCUCUUGGAGAUGACCGUUGUGUUGAGGACAAAUGGGGACUUUGCCACCGGCUUGCCUGGUGGUUUGCACAUUUCAGGGGGGUCAGGAGAGUUAAGGAGGUUGUGGGUGGGAUUCCAAGGUGAGGCCCAACUGAAUCGUGGGGUGAGCUUUAUAGCCAGUAGAGGUGGAGGGACCCUGGCAUGUGCCAAAGAAGAGGCCCUCUGGGUGAUGAAGUGACCAUCACAUUUGGAAAGUGAUCAACCACUGUUCCUUCUAUGGGGCUCUUGCUCUAGCGUCUAUGGUGAGAACACAGGCCCCGCCCCCUUCCCUUGUAGAGCCAUAGAAAUAUUCUGGCUUGGGGCAGCAGUCCCUUCUUCCCUUGAUCAUCUCACCCUGUUCCUACACUUACGGGUGUAUCUCCAAACCCUCUCCCAAUUUUAUUCCCUUAUUCAUUUCAAGAGCUCCAAUGGGGUCUCCAGCUGAAAGCCCCUCCGGGAGGCAGGUUGGAAGGCAGGCACCACGGCAGGUUUUCCACGAUGAUGUCACCUAGCAGGGCUUCAGGGGUUCCCACUAGGAUGCAGAGAUGACCUCUCGCUGCCUCACAAGCAGUGACACCUCGGGUCCUUUCCGUUGCUAUGGUGAAAAUUCCUGGAUGGAAUGGAUCACAUGAGGGUUUCUUGUUGCUUUUGGAGGGUGUGGGGGAUAUUUUGUUUUGGUUUUUCUGCAGGUUCCAUGAAAACAGCCCUUUUCCAAGCCCAUUGUUUCUGUCAUGGUUUCCAUCUGUCCUGAGCAAGUCAUUCCUUUGUUAUUUAGCAUUUCGAACAUCUCGGCCAUUCAAAGCCCCCAUGUUCUCUGCACUGUUUGGCCAGCAUAACCUCUAGCAUCGAUUCAAAGCAAAGAGUUUUAACCUGACGGCAUGGAAUGUAUAAAUGAGGGUGGGUCCUUCUGCAGAUACUCUAAUCACUACAUUGCUUUUUCUAUAAAACUACCCAUAAGCCUUUAACCUUUAAAGAAAAAUGAAAAAGGUUAGUGUUUGGGGGCCGGGGGAGGACUGACCGCUUCAUAAGCCAGUACGUCUGAGCUGAGUAUGUUUCAAUAAACCUUUUGAUAUUUCUCAA